Molecule: messenger RNA, 1334 nt
Organism: Syngnathus acus (greater pipefish)
Lineage: Eukaryota; Metazoa; Chordata; Actinopteri; Syngnathiformes; Syngnathidae
Product: guanine nucleotide-binding protein G(I)/G(S)/G(T) subunit beta-3-like
Exons: 9
Coding region: 170-1198 (342 amino acids)
Biological process (GO): G protein-coupled receptor signaling pathway
Cellular component (GO): cytoplasm; heterotrimeric G-protein complex
Molecular function (GO): protein binding; signaling receptor complex adaptor activity
Source: RefSeq, a predicted model, not a curated record
UGAUCGGCGCCAGCAGAGCGGAGGAGCAGUCGCGCACCAGCGAGCAGUCGCCGUCCCAGAGCAGCCGAGCAACAGCGGCCGAGCAGCAGCAGCAACGCCCGAUUGUGGAGCAUCCAGCGACAGAACGGACACAGUUUACCGCCACUAAGGUCCCCUCGCCACUGUCGCCAUGGCAGCAGAGAAAGCUGAGAUUGAUGCGUUGAAAAAGGAGUGCGACGGGCUGCGUGCCAAGAUCGAGGCGGCGCGGAAGGCCGUCAACGACACCACCAUGACAUCGGCGGCGAGCGGCGUGGCCUCGGUGGGUCGUGUUCAGCUCAAGCAGAGGAAGACACUCAAAGGUCACCUGGCCAAAAUCUACGCUAUGCACUGGGCCGCCGACUCACGGCAAAUGGUGAGUGCGUCGCAGGAUGGCAAACUUCUAGUGUGGGACACCUUCACGGGCAACAAGCUGGUGGCCGUCCCGCUCAAGUCGGCCUGGGUGAUGAGCGUGGCCUUUGCGCCCUCCGGGAACCUGGUGGCCAGCGGUGGUCUGGACAACAUGUGCACCGUCUACAACAUCAAGGCGGCCAGCCCCAAGACUAUCCGGGAGCUGGACGCACACACAGGUUACCUUUCCUGCUGCCGCUUCCUGAGCGACUCGGAGAUCCUGACGGCCUCGGGCGACACCACCUGCUGCCUGUGGGACCUGGAGACGGGCAAGCAGAAGGUGGUGUUCACCAACCACAUCGGCGACUGCAUGUCCUUGGCGCUGUCUCCCGACAUGAACCUGUUCAUCUCCGGCGCCUGCGACUCGCUGGCCAAGCUGUGGGACAUCCGGGAAGGAAUCUGCAAGCAGACCUUCAUCGGACACACCAGUGAUAUCAACGCCAUCGCUUUCUUUGCGAGCGGCAACGCCAUCAUCACGGGCUCGGACGACUGCAGCUGCAAGAUGUACGAUCUGCGCGCUGACCAGGAAGUGAUCGGCUACCAGGACAGCAGCCUGAACGCUGGUGUCACGUCGGUGGCGCUCUCCAACUCGGGCCGCCUCAUCUUCGCCGGCUACGACGACUUCAACUGCCACAUUUGGGAUUCUCUCAAGGGCGAGAAAGCCGGCGUUCUGUCCGGCCACGACAAUCGCGUGAGCUGCACCGGCGUUCCCGAGGACGGCAUGGGCGUCUGCACGGGAUCCUGGGACAGCUUCCUCAAACUCUGGAACUGAGCGUCCGGCCCGGGAACCCCGUUGGGAGAGGGAAGGGAAAAAAAAAAACGGAAGGCUACAUGUUUUCAGGAGGUUACAUCACACGCGUCCUCUCUCUCAUCCAACUAUGCAAAAAUCAAACGAAACCCGUCGGGAA